CAAACUUCGAAACAAUAAAACUCUAUAAAUUUGACAUGACGCACUUUUAAUGGGUGGAGUACAGUCUGUAAGGACUAGUUUUGGAGGUGGUGCUGCUUGAAGAAGAUGUGUACUGGAUAGAGAAAAGGGCCAGCGAAUGCCAUGUUGAAGGUGUUAUUCCACUCUAUUUUCUACGUCAUGCAAACCCUAAAUAAGGAAAAACAUAAAACCAAGCCAGUUCAUUUCUCCUCUCGCUUAUCAGAAUCUCCGCAUGCACAACGUGUUUUCUCUCUUCUUAUAUAAUCUUUUUCUAUCUCGCUACAAAACUCAUAAACCGGAAGGGAUCAUGCCUGUGAGGAAAUUAAUCAAGAAGACUAUCUACACCAAGAUCGGGAAUACCCUCUCCCUGUCUACCUUCACGGCCGAACCCCACGACAAAGACAUGUCUACAAAGCAACAAAGGAGUAAUCAUAACGAGGCAUCAGAGCCAAAUACCAUAUCAUUACUUGUUUAAUUCUCACUAUUUUCAAACAAAAGGAAAAGCAGAGCAAUUGUUAAUUAGAAGAAAACAAUGGUGCAAUUUUUUAACGUUCCUGAAAACCUUAUUUCCUGUCUAUGCCUAAUGUUGCUGUCGUCGUCGUUGUUAAUCCCACGUGCGGGCUGCUCCGGCACGGGUAUACGCGAAACGGGUCUCACGUGCGGGGAUUAUGAGAACCCUGAGUCUUCCGCGUCCAACUUCAUGGCCAUAAUGGACAUGGUGUCGUUUCAGGUUAAAGAGAGAGGGUGGGGAGCGCAGACGCUGCUGGGUUCAGGGCCUCCCAUGUACGCAUUGGCCCAAUGCCGGCGCGACCUGAGGCCAGCAGACUGCUACAUGUGUUUCAGCCAAGCGAGGCUGGUGUUGUCACGGUGCGUGCCCAAGGCAGCUGGCAGAAUCUACCUCGACGGCUGCUUCGUCCGAUACGAUGACUACUCCUUUAUCCGUGAGAGCGUGGACCCCACUCAUGACAUCGGCAUCUGCGUGAGCCCAACUGUGGGGAAUGACACGGCCAGACGGGUGACGGCGACGGUGUCGAACGUGACGGAGGAGGCAGCGGAACGUGGGUUCUCGGUGGACGGAGGGGAUGGGGUUUUCGCCCUGGCGCAGUGCUGGUCGACGCUGAACAAAGGGAGGUGCAAGAUAUGCUUGACCGAAGCGGCGAAGAAAGUGCAGGAAUGUGUGCCGAGUGGUGAGGGUAAGAGUUUAUUCACUGGUUGCAUUUUGAGGUAUUCAAGGCACAAAUUCUACAACGACGUUUCACCACCUAACAUCAAGGAUUCUACUUCUACUUCUACAGUUUCAGAAAGGCCUGGUGUCUGGACGAUCGUUGCAUUUGUAUUAUCGGUGAUCGUAGGGAUUUCACUCAUCGUCCUUGCUGCAUUUAUGUGCUGUCAUAGAAUGUCGUCACGUAGAAAAGUAAGCGACAGUGGUGGUUUGGCACCAGAUUUUGCCUUCGUAGCAGGCUUCAGUUUUAUGUAUGAUUUGCUCGAGAACGCCACAGAUAAUUUUGAUCCCGCAAACAAAUUAGGCCAAGGUGGAGCUGCUUCCGUGUUCAAAGGAACCCUCCCCACUGGGAAGACUGUUGCUGUUAAACGAUUAUCUUUUAAUAAACGGCAAUGGACAGAGGGGUUCUUCAAUGAGGUCAAUUUGAUUAGUGGGAUUCAACACAAGAAUGUGGUGAAGCUUUUGGGGUGCAGCAUCGAAGGCCCUGAAAGCCUGUUGGUUUAUGAAUUUGUGCCCAAUGGAAGUCUUGAUCAAGUCCUUUUCGGUAAGGGCUCAGCAGAUGCUCUGAACUGGGAAAAACGGUUUCAAAUCAUAUGUGGGAUAGCUGAGGGCCUAGCAUACCUUCAUGAAGGUUCUGGAACAAAGAUUAUUCACAGAGACAUAAAGUCCAGCAACAUUCUAUUUGAUGAGAAUAUGAAUCCAAAAAUAGCGAAUUUUGGUCUUGCUCGCAUUGUUACUGGAAACAAAUCUCAUCUUAGGACAGGAAAUUCGAAGACACUGGGAUAUACGGCUCCUGAAUAUGUUUCCAAUGGACAAUUGACAGAGAAGGCAGACAUCUAUGCUUUUGGUGUCCUAAUUGUUGAGAUUGUGUGUGGUAAGAAGAACAGUGAUCAAAUACCGGGGUCAACUUCACUUCUCCACAGCGUGUGGAAGAAUUACAAGGCAAAUAAUAUAACAGCAUCCGUUGAUCCACUUCUGCAAGGUAAACUUACGGUAGACGAAGCAUCAAAUACGCUCCAAGCUGGCCUUCUUUGUACACAAUCAACUGUUACUCUCAGACCAUCCAUGUCUGAAGUAGUUCAGAUGCUAACCAAGAAAGACUACGCUAUUCCCUCUCCAAAGCAACAACCAUUCUUCAAUUUCAGUGGGCUAAGUCAAAAUGACUGCACUGUAUCCUCAAUUGGGCUUGCAAGUGCAAGGUCCUCCUUUCACAGCACCACCAGUUCACUAAUUCCAAAUGAUGAUUUAACAGUACAAGGGAAUUCCUUUCCUCAUUCUGACAAGUUCAUUGCUGGCAGCCCUGAUUCAAAUUUCCAAUUAAAUAUGGGAGCGCCUGAGCCCAGGUAGAUUCACUUGAAAUUUUGCGAUGAUCCUAAGGAGUGACCUGAAUGGGGAUAAGAGAAAACUGAGGAUAGUCAGUUAUAAUUUGAGUGUGUAAAAUUCUGAUGAACAGGGUUGGAAAGCAAAGGAGAACAUGAAUGGAUUUUGCUCAACAUAAGACGCAAGGAACAAAAUGUAGAUUAUGGUCAUGAAGCAACUUGUAUUAUAUAAUUGUGUACAUGAAGCAGGACUUCAAGGGUAGGGAAGAGUAAACAUGGCUCUGCUGUGUCCUUGCAAGUUGUUGAUGUAUUACACUUGUCAUGAAA
Messenger RNA from Vigna umbellata (rice bean), 2886 nucleotides. Lineage: Eukaryota; Viridiplantae; Streptophyta; Magnoliopsida; Fabales; Fabaceae. The record is from RefSeq and is a predicted model, not a curated record.